Messenger RNA from Closterium sp. Yama58-4, 2688 nucleotides. The record is from the annotation of a GenBank genome assembly. NCBI's taxonomy places the organism in Eukaryota, Viridiplantae, Streptophyta, Zygnematophyceae, Desmidiales, Closteriaceae.
AUGGGCGAGCGGCUCGGGAAAGGCUCGUUCGGCGUGGUGCACGAGUGCCGCAACCGCCACACGGGGUUCCAAUACGCGUGCAAGAUCAUCGACAAGAAGCAGCUGCGCGACGACGCCGACGCGGAGGACGUGCGCCGCGAAGUGCGCCUCCUAGCGCGGCUCGCAGGCCACCCGAACGUCGUCGAGUUGCAAGACGUGUACGAGGACGACGGCCACGUGUACUUAAUCAUGGAGCUCUGUUCCGGCGGGGAUUUAUUCGACGAGAUUAAGCGGCACGGGCCGUUCGCGGAGGAGGACGCGCGCGCAAUUUUCCGCCAGCUCGCGACGUCCAUGGCAUAUUGCCACGCGCAGGGCAUCAUGCAUCGGGAUAUCAAGCCGGAAAACGUGCUUCUGCUCGCGCCUACGGGACGCCCCCCGGUGACGCCGCAGCCUGCGCUUGGGAGGGAGCAGAGUGGAGCGGACAGCAAGGGGAAGGCGGAGGGAACGGCGGUAAGUUCCGCGCAAGGGCAAGAGCAGGGGAAGGGGCAGAGUCCUAGUCAGGCACUGGGGCCUGUGAUUCGGCACUUAAACCUCGGGUUCCUCGGUUCGUCGGCCCCUGUGCCGAUGGCGCGAGGCGGCGUGGCGAAACUCGCCGAUUUCGGGCUGGCGAUGGAGUUACCACCAGGGGAGUCCGCGGCGGGGCUUACAGGAAGCAGGUACUACACGGCGCCGGAGAUGGUGCGCGGGAGGCGGUACGGGAAGCGCGCCGAUGUAUGGUCCAUGGGCGUCGUGCUAUGCACGUUGCUCACGGGGCGCCUGCCGUUCGCGGGUAAGACGCACAACGACGACGAGGGCUUGCGAAAGUCUAUCCUCCGCGGGGCGAUCAACUUCGAAGCGGCCGUCUGGCGGAGCGUCUCGCCGUUAGCUCGCGACCUCGUCCGGCAGAUGCUGACGGUCGACCCGCGCUGCAGGCUGAAAGCGAAGCAUGUGGUUGAUCAUCCAUGGCUGCUGUCUGUUGCCUGUCCCCCGCGACUCACGUCAACAUCCCUCGUGCCGAAAGGAAGGGGAAUACCCCUUUCGGAGCUCUGCAACAGCGCCGCGCUUGCGGCGGCGGCAGCGGCGGCGGCGGCGGCGGGACUGAUGAUUGCGGAGGCUGGGGCGGGUCCCGGCUCCCCCAGUGGCUCCGAAGGAAGCGCGGGGGAGGACGACGACGACGGCUCGUAUUCGCCGGACUACGGACCAAUCGGAAGCAUUCCGCCGUCGCCUCCGGGCGAACCGCUCCCCAUGCCCAGCCGCCCCUGCUCCCCCCUUCCUGGGCGCAAUUCCCGCUCGCGCAAGCCAGGCACGCCCAGGAGCUUCCGCCGCACUCUGUUUCCGCCAGGAGGGGGGUCUGGCGCAGCCGCGGGAGCAGUUGGCGGGUCGACACGGGGCGGAGGGAAGGUGGGUGCGGGGGCAAGCGGAGGGCCUGCGCGGGGCCCGGCAGCAGCAGCAACAGCAGCAGCAGCAGCAGCAGCAUCAGCAGCCAUGGCUCUCGGACCAUCCGAUGCAUCUCCUCCCGCCACUCACUCCGCUAACGAGUCCCCCGCUCCUCCGCCCCCCGCCGUUCCCCCCGGCAACAGCACCGCCGCUCCUUCCGCGCUGCCUCACAGCCCGGACGCAGCCAAUGGGAGCGACAAGGAGGAGGGUAUGGUGCUGCAGCCGUUGGUAGACUAUGGUAAUAUGGACGACUGGGAUGAAGAUGCUGACGUGGAGGAUGAUCUUCUAAGGCCAGCUGUCGAACGAGUCAGCGAUUCGCCCUCCCGCCCUCCUCAUUCCCCCUUGCCUGCCGCGGAAACGAAGGGGGGAGAAGGAGAGGGAAGGAAAAGGGGAGAUGGGGAGGAGGAAGGUGCGAGGACGGGCGGAGAGUGGGGGGGGGGAGAGGAGGGUGAGAAGGACGGGGAGAUUAGCGAAGAAGAGGGGAGGAGUGGCGGGGAGGGGAGGGCGGAAAGGGACAGAGGAGACAGAGGGCAUCAAGUGGAUGAGUUUGGGCGGGUAGUGCGGAAAGGGGAGGGAAGUGAGAGCGAUGAUGAUGCAAGAGACACUGGGGGAACCGGUGCUGCUAGUUCUGCUGCUCCUCCCUCUGCUGCUGCUGCUCCCUCUUCUGCUGUUCCCUCUGCCCCUGCACCCUCCCCUGGUGAUGGUGAUAUGCCUGGGGCAGCAAACGGUGGGGCAUCCUCAGAGGAGAAGGGCAAGUCAGAGGACGAUGUGUCCAUGGAAGUCGAUGGGAGGGAUGAUGAUGAGAAAGACGCUCAAGAGGAAGGGACUGGUCGGGAGAAAGGCAAGGGUGGUGAGAAGAAAAGAUCCGGGAAGAAGGAAGGGAAGAGUGGGAGCAAGCAUGGGAGCCGCAGCGGUGCGGGAGGAGGAGGAGGGGAGGAGAAAGGGGGAGACGGGAAGAGUAAGAGCGGGCUGAGCAGCAAACAGGCUCUGCUGAGAGUGGGGGUUGCGGAAGUGGUAAAGGAGGUGCUCAAGCCUGUGUGGAAGGAGAGGGGGCUGUCUAGGGAGAUGUUUAAGACGAUUGCGAAAAAGGCAGUGGAGAAAGUGGUGGGGGCGGUGCAGGAGAAGCACCUGCCCAAGAACGAGAAGCAGGUGCAGGCAUAUCUUAGCGAGCACAGGAAGGAACGGAUCACGUCGCUCGUCCAGGCCUAUGUGGACAAGUACAAAAAGGGUUGA